This is a messenger RNA of Cannabis sativa, 980 nucleotides long. RefSeq names its product accelerated cell death 11. Gene Ontology annotation, biological process: ceramide transport; intermembrane lipid transfer. The coding region runs from base 188 to 796 and encodes 202 amino acids. Lineage: Eukaryota; Viridiplantae; Streptophyta; Magnoliopsida; Rosales; Cannabaceae. Gene Ontology annotation, cellular component: cytosol; membrane; cytoplasm. The record is from RefSeq and is a predicted model, not a curated record. The transcript has 4 exons. Gene Ontology annotation, molecular function: ceramide 1-phosphate binding; ceramide 1-phosphate transfer activity.
AGGGUAGUCCGGGGAUAUACUAAUUAAACAGGGAGAGUAGAUAUAUCCCGAGAACCAAACAGUUUCAAUUACCGCGUUAAGAAAGGAAUAAAAAUAAUACGAUUCUAGAGAAACUGACUGUUCAUAAUUGAUAGAGACAUAUAUAAAUAAACAGAGAAAAGGGAUAGCAAGCUUCUCUGGUUCAUCAAUGGCGGAAGAAAAGCAGCUCAGCAAAAUAGAAGAGGCGUUCAAUGAUCUCGCCGCUACGUUGAAUUCCGGAGCAGCGGAUGUGGAGGUAGCGCCAUUCUCUCGAGCCUGCUCUUUUGUCUCGCCCCUCUUCGGGUGCUUAGGUAUGGCUUUCAAGUUCGCCGAGAUGGACUACGUCAACAAGGUGAAUGAUCUCGCGACAGCGUCGAAGUCGAACGUGACUUUACAGGCUUUGAUCGAUGGCGAUAUUGAAGCGAAGUGCGUUAGGAAUGCCGGUAGUCAUACCAGGAAUUUGUUGAGAAUCAAGCGGGGUCUCCAAAUGGUCAAGGAACUUUUCGAGCAAAUUCUUGCUUCAGAAAGCAAUUCUCUUAAGGAUCCUGCUUCCAAGGCGUAUGCAAAAGUAUUUGCUCCCCACCACGGUUGGGCUAUAAGACAAGCUGUUGCUGCUGGGAUGUAUUGCCUACCUACUAGAGAGCAACUGAUGAAGAAACUUAACGAAGAUAAUGCCUCUGCAAAGAUUAAAAUGCAAAGCUACAUUAUAGCGUCUGACCAUGUUAUUCUGUACAUCGAGAAGCUUUUCAAUUCAAGAAACUUGGGUUUGGAUUGGUAAAAAAUAUGAAUUUCGUUUUAUUUAUCUAAAAUUACCAUUAUUAGUAUUCUUAUUAUUUGUUAGUGUUCUGCACUGAAAUAAAAAGUCCAUUGGCAAUAACAAGUAUAUAUUUCAGCAAAAUAUUGUAUAUUAUCAUAAAUUGUGCUGCUUCGUUGCUACUAUGAAUAUAUUUGUUUUUAUUAAA